Messenger RNA from Salarias fasciatus (jewelled blenny), 4323 nucleotides. RefSeq names its product bone morphogenetic protein/retinoic acid inducible neural-specific 1 (gene brinp1). Gene Ontology annotation, biological process: positive regulation of neuron differentiation; cellular response to retinoic acid; negative regulation of mitotic cell cycle. Gene Ontology annotation, cellular component: cytoplasm; neuronal cell body; dendrite. The coding region runs from base 508 to 2793 and encodes 761 amino acids. The transcript is spliced from 8 exons. The record is from RefSeq and is a predicted model, not a curated record. NCBI's taxonomy places the organism in Eukaryota, Metazoa, Chordata, Actinopteri, Blenniiformes, Blenniidae.
CCCCUUACUGUCUGCCAUGACCGUCCUCCACAAUACGCGACUGUAUUCUUUGUACCUCCCCUUUCUCGCCCUCAGUCUGUGCAUCCCAGCCUCCCUUCCUAGAUAUCCAUCCCACACCUCUCCACCCGCAAACGGCUCCUACGGUGCGAAAAAAGAGAGCAGAACAGUUUCAAACACGUCGACAUAAAUCUCACUCCUCGAGCUCCCCUUUUCUCCUCUCCCUCCUGACGGACUUGGUUACUUUAUUCCUCUGCGCGCCAAUGCCCGAGACCACGCAGAAACGGAGGAUUUUUUCCCCUUGAGCAUGAAAAGGAUUGCCAGAUCAUCCGCAAUCCAACAUCACCGACUGAGCCACCAGCAUGAGCACUGGAUACAUAUGCUCCAGCAGAAGUUGUUGGCCAGAGAACUAACAAAUCUUGGACCACAGAUACAGCGAAGAGGGGAGAGUCAGUUUUAGGUCUCCACACAAUGGAGCGAGAAUGAACAGAGAGCGGCUUAAAAAAAAGCAUGAACUGGAGGUUUAUUGAGGUCAUCUGCUUCCUGUUUAUAUGGGACCAUAUAACAGUUCAGUCUUCCCGCCAGGACCCGUUGGCCACUGAACAACAUGUCACCAAGCAAUAUGACUGGCUCAUCUCUGACCGUGGACCUUUCCACCACUCUCGGAGUUAUCUGUCCUUUGUGGAAAGAUUCCGUCAAGGAUUUACGACCAGAUAUAAAAUUUAUAGGGAAUUUGCACGUUGGAAGGUGAGAAACACCGCCAUCGAGAGACGGGACCUCAUCCGCAACCCGGUGCCGCUCAUGCCUGAGUUCCAGCGCAGCGUUCGCUUGCUGGGCCGCCGACCCACCACACAGCAGUUCAUCGACACCAUCAUUAGAAAAUAUGGAACUCACAUUCUCAUCUCAGCCACCCUGGGAGGAGAGGAGGCCCUGACUAUGUACCUGGCCAAAAACAAGCUGGACAGGAAGCUUGCCAACGCGACGCAGAAUGUGGAAGCCCUUCAUCAGCUGGCCUCGUCCUACUUCAUCGACCGUGACGGCACAAUGAGGAAACUGCACGAGAUCCAGAUUUCAACCAACGCCAUCAAGGUGACCGAGACACGGACGGGGCCGCUGGGGUGCAGUAGCUAUGACAAUCUGGACUCAGUCAGCUCAAUCCUUCUCCAGAGCCCGGAAAGCAAACUUCAUCUGCAAGGUCUUCAGGUCAUUUUCCCAGAAUACCUGCAGGAGAAGUUUGUCCAGUCGGCUCUGAGCUACAUCAUGUGCAAUGGAGAAGGGGAGUACGUGUGCCAUAACAACCAGUGCAUCUGCCAGUGUGCGGAGGAGUAUCCCCAAUGCAACUGUCCCAUCACUGACAUCCAGAUCAUGGAGAACACCCUGCUGGGGAUGUCUGAGUCGUGGGCCUCUUCUUAUAAGGACUUCGAAAACUCCGAUGAGUUCAAGUCCUUCCUGAAGAGGUUGCCUUCCACUCAUUUCCUGCCCAUCAGCAGUGUGCAUCUCCUCUGGGGCAGCGACUGGGACCUGCAGGCCCGCUACCGGCUCCUCCAGAGCUCCCUGGAGAUCCAGCGACUCAAGAUCCAGCGCACCGCCCGCAAGCUCUUUGGCCUCAGCAUCCGUUGUCACCAUAAUCCUAACCACCAGAUGCCUAGGGAGAGAUCUGUGAUGCAGUGGCUCAACAGGGUUCAGUCCUUCCUCUACUGCAAUGAGAAUGGGUUUUGGGGAACCUUCCUGGAGAGCCAAAGGACAUGUGUGUGCCACACAGGUGUCACACUGUGCCAGCGACCCAUACCGUGUGUCAUAGGUGGCAACAACAGCUGUGCCAUGUGCAGCCUGGCCAACAUCUCACAAUGUGGCUCCUGCAACAAGGGCUACAAGUUGUACCGCGGUCGCUGCGAGCCCCAGAAUGUGGACUCAGAACGUAGCGAGCAGUUCAUCAGCUUUGAAACUGACCUGGACUUUCAGGACCUGGAGCUCAAAUACUUGUUGCAGAAAAUGGAUUCACGAUUGUACAUCCACACUACCUUCAUUAGCAAUGAGAUCCGCCUCGAGACAUUCUUCGACCCACGGUGGCGCAAACGCAUGUCCCUGACUCUCAAAAGUAACAAAAACCGGAUGGACUACCUCCACAUGAUAAUCGGUUUAUCGAUGAAGAUCUGCCAGAUGAGAAAUAGCAGCAUUGACCCCAUGUUCUUUGUUUAUGUCAACCCAUUCAGCGGGAGCCACUCGGAAGGCUGGAGCAUGCCAUUUGGCGAGCAUGGGUACCCACGCUGGGAAAAAGUACGAUUGCAGAACUCGCAGUGCUUCAACUGGACUCUGCUUUUGGGAAACCGGUGGAAAACUUUCUUUGAGACGGUGCACAUCUACCUGCGCAGUCGUGCCAAGAUCCCGACCGGCCUCCGCAACGACACGGGACAGGGCCCCGUGGAUCUCGCAGACCCCAACAAACGGCAGAUCUACAUCAAAAUCUCCGACAUCCAAGUUUUCGGUUACAGCCUGCGCUUCAACGCCGACCUGCUCCGCAGUGCCGUGCAGCAGGUCAACCAGUCGUACACGCAAGGAACCCAGUUCUACUCGUCCUCAUCGGUCAUGCUCCUGCUACUCGACAUUCGGGAUCGGAUUAACCGCCUCGCGCCGCCGUCCGCUCCCGGCAAACCCCAGCUGGACCUCUUCUCUUGUAUGCUGAAGCAUCGGCUGAAGCUCAACAACAGCGAGAUGAUUCGGGUCAAUCAUGCCUUGGACAUGUACAGCACAGAAAUACUAAAACAAUCAGAUCACCUGACUGCUAAACUUUGUUGAACCCAACAUUAACAUAAGGAGCGCAGACUAAACAGAAACACCCGACAACUAUGAACUAUGAGGGGAUAUUAAUCUUUUUCUUUUCUCUUUUUCAUUUUUUGACCUUUUCUGCCUUUUGAUGUAAUAUUAACUUUGUAAGCAUAAUUCUUAAAGAGAAAAAGGAAAAGGCAUUGAUGAAAAGCUUUUUUUCUGUCAGAUAAAGAAGAGUAAUGGAACCACUUUAAGGACUGUAUCAUAUUUGUCCCAGCAUGUCUGUAAUUCCCUAAAAGAACUUAAAAGAGAGAGAGAGAGAGAGAGGAAAAAAAAAAUUAAAUCUAUGUACUGGUGAAAAAGAGGCCUUGAUUUUGCUUGGAGGGAUCAAAGGUUAUAUCUGAAACUGCCAUUCUUUAUUGAGGAAAAAAAAAAAAAACAACAACACAUUUUUAAAGAAAAACAAUAUAACACAAGGGCAGAUCAGAUAUCAUUUUAUUUCAGCAAAUGUGCAAAAUAUUUCGGACAUAAAGGACAGUUUAUUAUUGAAAAAAAAAGAAAAGAUGUUUAUACAUUGUAAGGAUUAAAUAGCCCUAGUGAGUAAGUAGUCAACACAUUACUUAUAGACUCUUUAUGACAUUUCAGACCCACGGUGAAUCUGCAUUGCUCUUUGUGAGUUAUGAGGCACUCGAUCAUUGUUCUGACACAUAAGGCACACAGCAGGGCAGUAAUGGAUAGUCAUGUCAAAUAACAAAAGCCAGCUGUUUAUAUAUACAUAUAUAUGUGGGUGAAUGUGUGUGUAUGUGUGAGUGUGCGCGCGUCUUUUUCUUUGGCUUGAUGCUUAUUGCUGUCUGUUAAUUGAAUGUGUCAUUUGAGAUUGACUCCAGUCUUUGCUGAAUCUUGCAUUUGGAGCGCUUCUUCCCGUGUUUGAAAUUCAAGCUGUGUUUUUCACAAGGCAGUACCUCCUGGUGCGUGAGUGCAAUAUUGUGGUCUGAAGAUUUAACAAUCAAUGCUAUUUUGUACAGCUUUGCAAAAUGUACAUGUUGUGACUGCUGAUUUGUGAAGCUUUUCAGCACCAAGAGCAAAAUAUAAACAUUCAUCAUUCAGGCACAUUUGCGAGAGAACUUAAAGCCAUACACUUCCCUGAGGUAGACAUACAGUGAGGCAUAAAGUUCAUCACUAUUACACCGAUCUCAUAACACUGGAAAAAGAAAAACCUUCCAUUUGAGUGUUUUUUUCUUUAUUCUCUCAGAUGAUUUCAGAUAAGAGCACAGCAAAAAGGAAGAUGACAAGUGAAAGCGUACCACAAUGACCUAUGAUCGUGUUGUAAAGCCAUUCAAUUUCUAUGUUGUGCCACAGGAAAAAAUAAAAAAAACAAGAAAAAAGGAAAAAAAAAAAAGAAGAUAUGGUUAUAUUAAAGCUUAAAAUACGUUUUGGCAGUGUUUAAUAUGUACGCUUUUUAUGGCCAUGUGUAAAAAUGUCUGUUUAUUUUUUUUUUUCCGUUUGGAGAUAUGAAAUUGAACAUGUUUUGCAUGUUGCCAGAAGCAUCAUCAGAGCUGA